AUGCGGCCGCCACCGGCGUUGUGCAGCGCUUGCCGCGCACACCCGCUGCCUAAACUCUGUACAACUCUAGUCUUGUGUGCGGCCAACGUCGCUGCUGGUAGCGCUGCCGCAUUGGCCAUACACACGGGAGGGUUGUGCGCGCUUCAAAAAGUAAAAGGCAAAAACACCAAAAUUCCAAGAAUCAAAAAAACAAAAAAAAAACAAACAUUAAACACGGCAACGCCAGCAACAAAAUCCAAAACCAAACCAACAACAACAACCGCAACAACGCGUGCCAAUACGCCUGCAACAACGGCAACAACAACGACGACAACGUGUGUUGCCGGUGCCAGUGUGGAUGUUGCAGCUGCUGCUGGUGCUGGUACACCCACAACACCGGCACCAACAACCGUUAAGCCAACAACAGCAGCAACAGCAACAACAACAACAUCAACAGUAGCAGCAGCAGCACUAGCACUAAAUACAACUGCGCACAGUAAAACUAACAACAACAACAAUAACAACAAUAUAGUGGCAGCAGCUAAUACUCAAACUAACAAAUUUGGUGGCAGUAAUAGCAACAACAACAACAAUAACAAUCUGCCAUCGUCAGAAUUAUUAUUAGCCGCUAGCAGCCACCGAAUGCAGCCACAAGUGCCGCAAGCCGCUGGGACAGCCGAUAUGGAUUUGACGGCUGUUCAAUCGAUGGAUUGGUUUUUCAAAAAGGAGCAAUUUUAUCUAUUGGCACAAUUUUUACAACAGACAGCAUACGGAUUCCUCUGACGAAAAGUUCGAAUUCUU
Messenger RNA from Anastrepha obliqua, 780 nucleotides. Its product is annotated as integumentary mucin C.1-like. The coding region runs from base 1 to 762 and encodes 253 amino acids. The transcript is spliced from 3 exons. NCBI's taxonomy places the organism in Eukaryota, Metazoa, Arthropoda, Insecta, Diptera, Tephritidae. The record is from RefSeq and is a predicted model, not a curated record.